This is a messenger RNA of Symbiodinium necroappetens, 2115 nucleotides long. The record is from the annotation of a GenBank genome assembly. NCBI's taxonomy places the organism in Eukaryota, Dinophyceae, Suessiales, Symbiodiniaceae.
AUGAUCACGACCUCGAUGCGGGCGGCGCUCAAGGCCAUGAAGGACAUCGUCUCGACGGAGAAGCUCGCUGAGGAGCAGCUGCAGGAUGUUCUUUGUGACGAGGAUGUGCGCCACGCGCUGGUGUCCCUGUCCCGAUUGCCAGUCUUUUCGCACGAGUUUGGCUCCGCGUUCAAGGAUGACUUGGACUUGCUGCACUCCCUCAAGCAGUUGAAGUACUUCUGGAACUUGCCCGUCAGCCAGCUGGCGAUCCUGAUGGCCAAUGUUUCCGAGUGCAUCAUGACAGACAUCACACAGGACCUCAGGGCAUUUGAGGAGAGGCUGGGCAAGUCCCCUCGACACCUGGAGGCUGUGAAGGAAGUGAGUAAGCGUCUUCCAGCAGAGGCUUAUGCCAGGUACAUGGAGAACGCUGCCCACCUGGAAGAUGCAGAUCCGCAUGCUGUGUAUCCCACUUCGAUCUACAGGCAGUGCGAUGCCCAGACCUUAGCCACGAAGGACGCUUCUACUAUCGAGGCUGUGAUGAGCACCACCAUCACCACCACCAUCAAGAUUGCCCGGAAGGUUUUGGACCCCUCCAAUCACUUGCUCUACGAUGUCUACAAGCCCCUUGGCCGGUGUGUGGCCGUGGUCGACGACAAGGUGGACGAGCAUUACGGGGCGGAGAUCGACCAGUACUUCGCGGCCCACAACAUCGAGCUCACCAAGCUGGUUUUCAGCGGCAACGAAGUCGACAAGGGCAUCGAGGACGUCGAGAGGAUUCUGGUAGCAAUGAAGAAGUAUUCCCUUGGCCGCCAUGAACCUCUUCUGGUCGUGGGCGGUGGAGUGAUCGCAGACAUCGCAGGCUUUGCUACAUCCCUGUAUUCCAGGAACACUCCGUAUGUGAUGCUUUGCACGUCCAUCGUCUCAGGGAUCGAUGCAGGCCCGUCACCUCGCGUGUGCUGCAACGGCUACGACUACAAGAACCUUUACGGCUCCUACCACCCACCGGUGCUGACGAUCACAGAUCGAGGCUUCUGGAAGACUCUGCAUCCCGGAUGGUUGCGCCAUGGCGUGGCAGAGAUCAUCAAGAUGGCGGUCAUGAAGGACCUCUCCCUGUUCGAGCUUCUGGAGCGCCAUGGUGUCCGGGCAGUGCAGACUAAGUUCGGGACCGAAGGCGACAGCGUCGAUGACCCCGAGUUCCAAGACGUUUGCGACCUUAUCGUCGGGAAGGCAAUGGAGGGAUACGUGCGAUCUGAGUAUGGCAACCUUUGGGAGACCCAUCAGUGCCGACCCCACGCGUAUGGACACACGUGGUGCCCUGGCUAUGAGCUGCCAGCAGGCAUGCUGCACGGGCAGGCCGUCGGCACCUGCAUGGGCUUCGGGGCAUACCUCUCGUUCGUGGAGGGCUGGGUUUCCGAGGAGGAGAUGCACCGCAUCUUGAAGGUGAUCUCAGAUUGCGAGCUCUCCUUGUACCACCCAGUGAUGGACGACGACCAGAUGGUCUGGAAGACUCAGCUGGCCAUCGUGGAGAAGCGAGGUGGCAACCUGUGUGCUCCGAUCCCCAAGCCUUUGGGCUUCUCAGGCUACUUGAAUGACCUCUCAGAGGAGAUGCUCGGGCGGAGGAUGCACGAGUAUAAGGAUCUGGUCGCCAAGUACCCGCGCGCUGGCCGCGGUGUCGAGGAGCACUGUGUGGACGUGGGCCUAGAGGACCCUCAGGCCAAGAAGCUGCAGAAGAAGGCGGAGGCUGAUGCGGGGCUGGCCAAGCUUGCCGCUGCAAAGCUGGACCUGUUGAGGGAACUCAGAGACGAGGGUCUCCUGACCGAGCAGCAGUUCGAGCAGAAGCAGCAGCUUCAUGGCAAGAAGGAGAAUCCCAAUUGGGUCGACGUUCCACCGGCGUCGAGCGAAGGCGGACGCGCAGGUCGCUUAGGAGGCCACUUCGAUCGUCCAGAUCCGGAUGAACCGAAGAAGGAUUGGAAUUCGGACGACGAAGAAGUCGACGAGUUCGGCCGAAAGAAGCGGAAAGGUGCGGCGCGCGCAGGAAGCGCCGCUGCAGCGAAGAUGGACAAGCAAAAGGCGGCUCUGGAGAGACUUCGCAGGCCUCAGAGGGCUCCAGCGAGGAGCCGGUCGCGGUCGCGAUGA